Molecule: messenger RNA, 6192 nt
Organism: Neoarius graeffei (lesser salmon catfish)
Lineage: Eukaryota; Metazoa; Chordata; Actinopteri; Siluriformes; Ariidae
Gene: slc27a4
Product: solute carrier family 27 member 4
Exons: 13
Coding region: 289-2220 (643 amino acids)
Biological process (GO): medium-chain fatty acid transport; response to nutrient; very long-chain fatty acid catabolic process
Cellular component (GO): endoplasmic reticulum membrane; plasma membrane; microvillus
Molecular function (GO): long-chain fatty acid-CoA ligase activity; long-chain fatty acid transmembrane transporter activity
Source: RefSeq, a predicted model, not a curated record
UGUGAACAGGGAAGAGCGGGUUUAGCUAAGAAAAUGAUAAGGUCAUUGUGAAUUAGCGGGAGCUUCAGUCAGUCCGCCGCAGAUUAACAAUAACAGCGUUAAUAAGGAUGGAGCAGGGGAAAGGGCGGCGCAUGAGUCGCAGGAGUUGAUAUUGAAAUAAAAAAGGAAAGGGGAGAAAGCCGCAGCGGGGUUCGGUUAUAAUCUGGUCACGGUGGAAUUGAGCAGAAAGGAAGGGAAAGGUGUUGCUGUAACACACCGCGACGGACUGCAGACACACACAAGGCGAGGAUGUUGCGGCUGGCGUGCACCACCGUGCUGCUCUUCGUGCUCAGGCUGCUCCUGGCUUUGCCCUGGUUUCAGGUUCUUCCUGCUCUCCUCAUCUUCUUCCUGGGAACCGGAGGAUGGAACUCGCUGCGUGUGUUUAUGAAGACCAUCGGCCGAGACCUGCAUGCCGCCGUGGUGCUGUUGAAGGUGAAGCUGAACGUGAUGCGACACCUGCGCGAGCGGAACACCAUCCCCAGGAUCUUUGCCGAGUCAGUGCAGAAGUACGGUGAUAAGACGGCGCUGAUCUUUGAGGGCACGGGCGAGCGGUGGAGCUUCAGGCAGCUGGACGAGUAUUCGAACCGCGUGGCCAACCUGCUGCUCGAGCGCGGCUUCAGGGAGGGCGAUGUGGUGGUGCUGUUCAUGGAGAACCGCUCGCAGUAUGUGGGCCUAUGGCUGGGCAUGGCCAAGAUCGGCGUCGAGGCGGCGCUCAUCAACUUCAACCUGCGUCUGGAGGCCCUGGUUCACUGCAUCAACAUCUCCAACGCCAAAGCCGUGGUGUUCGGCAGCGAGCUCACUGACGCGAUGUGUGAGGUGCACAGCUCCAUGGGGAAAACUGUAAAGCUCUUCUGUUCUGGUGACUGGGAUCCUAAACGAGUUCCUGAGGGAACAGAGUGUUUAGAGCCACUCCUCCAGGCCGCGCCCACACACAAGCCCAGCCAACCGCAGCGCGGCUUCACCGAUCGUCUCUUCUACAUUUACACUUCUGGAACUACGGGAAUGCCGAAAGCUGCCAUCGUCGUCCACAGCAGGUACUACCGUAUGGCUGCGCUGGUGUAUUACGGGUUCAGGAUGCGGUCGGAGGACGUGCUGUACGACUGUCUCCCGCUUUAUCACUCAGCAGGGAACAUCGUGGGCGUCGGUCAGUGUCUGAUCCAUGGCAUGACCGUCGUCAUCAAGAAGAAGUUCUCAGCAUCCAAGUUCUGGGAUGACUGCAUCAGAUACAACUGCACGAUAGUGCAGUAUAUCGGUGAGAUCUGUCGUUAUUUGUUGAAUCAGCCGGUGCGGGAUGUGGAGCAGCGUCACUGUGUGCGCAUGGCGCUGGGUAACGGUCUGCGUCAGUCUAUCUGGGAGGAGUUCAUGCAGCGCUUUAACAUUCCACAGAUCGCUGAAUUCUACGGUGCCACUGAGUGCAACUGCAGCCUCGGCAACUUCGAUAACAAGACCGGUGCGUGUGGCUUUAACAGCCGUAUCCUGCCCUUCAUCUACCCCAUCUGUCUGGUCAGAGUGGACGAGGAAACCAUGGAGCUCAUCAGAGGACCUGAUGGAGUGUGUAUACCGUGUGGUCCAGGUGAACCGGGUCAGCUGGUGGGCAGAAUCAUCCAGAACGACCCCCUGAGACGCUUCGACGGCUACGUGAACCAGAACGCCACCACUAAAAAGAUCGCACAGAACGUCUUUAAGAAAGGAGACCAGGCCUACCUGUCAGGAGAUGUCCUGGUGAUGGACGAGUUCGGCUACAUGUACUUUAGAGACCGUACGGGAGACACGUUCCGCUGGAAGGGUGAGAACGUCUCCACUACUGAGGUGGAGGGAACGCUGAGCCGCCUGCUGGACAUGAAAGACGUGGUGGUGUACGGUGUAGAUGUGCCAGGUGCAGAAGGUAAAGCGGGCAUGGCGGCCAUCGCAGACCCGGACCACACCACGGACCUGGGGAAGUUCAGCAGGGAGCUGGAGAAGGCGCUGCCCCCCUACGCACGCCCAGUGUUCCUACGCUUCCUGCCUGAGGUCAACAAGACAGGAACCUUCAAGUUCCAGAAGACGGAGCUCCGCCGUGACGGUUUCGACCCGACUGUGGUGUCCGAUAAGCUCUACUUCCUGGACUGCACUAAAGGGUGCUACGUGGAACUGGACGCUGAACUCCACCGGAGCAUCACCUCGGGGAAGCAAAAAUUAUAAAGAAACCAUUGCCGAGUCUGACUCCGCCCACUUUGUCAAUCUUCCCUCAUCAGACCCCUUCCUAGGAACCUUUCAACGCCUCACCCCUCGUUACCUCAGCAACCACAGUGAGGGGCAGCAGGAGCGCUCCGACUCCCUCACUCAUCCAUCCGUUCAGACACCCAAAGUGCCCCACCCUCGACCUACUGUGGGCAGGAUGACACACACAGACAUCGAUACAAACACUUUGAUAAGCGUUCUAACAGUUUAUGGCAUAAGGAGAGAGAGGACAUGCCUCCUCGGCCCGUUCUGCACAACGGCUGCUUGUUUAUAAGGUUGCAUCUUGAACGCAUCACAAAAAAAAAAAAACCCUCUCUGCUCAGUGAAGGGACCAAAUGGACACGGGUUCACACGUCCUGUGUCCAUCCACACGCAGCAGAGCAACAGACAGCCAUAAAAGUGACUCAGUGUGCAAAUGCUAUUUAUUUGGAACUUUACUGGCACCAAAAAUAUUUAAGUUGUAGAAUAGCAUCUAUUUAUAAAACGAUUCAUUAAUCGUAUUGUAAACAUCCAGUACGUCAUCAGUGUACAGCGUAGGAGAGAACGAUUACUGCGCCUGGCCGCUCAUUCAUUCUUCCACACCUGUAGGGGGCGGUGUGUGUGUGUGUACUGAACGUAUCCGCGUGCAGAUGUCCGUAGCAUUGUUCAGGCAGCACGGUCAGGUUUUACAUCUGAUAUUUCUACACAGCUUUGCAUGAAGGAUCUGGCACUCGUAGCCACGCCCCCUCAUGCAAGAAGGGAAAUGGUUAAUACACCUAUCUUUAAUACACUUAUUAUUUUUUUAAAUCACAGAAGCAUGGCUGAUGAACAGACGGAGCACUGUGCCUUAACCUGAGCUCAGGCUCUGUCCUAAUCCACCUCACGCUAUCUCACUCCCUUUCCUGUAUCUUCUUAUCCAUUUCCUCGACGUAAAUAUUCCUUUAAUUACUGGCUCAUGAUGGCAGAAAAAAAUAAUAAUCCAACACGACUCCUACGUGUGUAUCGAUAAUCAGAUGCAUAAUAAUACAUCACAAUAUUUACUAGAGAUGCAUCAAUACUAUUUUUUUCCUCCAAGGGAAUUUAUUGCCAGGUUUACUUCCUAAUUUACAUUUUACGAUUAAUGACUGAAGCAUAACCCUACGUUCACACUAGCCGUCAGUCAUGUUGCUUGUGGGUGUGGCCUGUCCAGUGUUUAGCUACAUUAAAAUUAAUGUGUGUAUAAUCAGAUCAGUUGUUUUUUUUAAAUGUGCUCUGCUUUGUACUAGCUACAUUCUCCGAUUAGAUUAGCAAAGCAAGCUAACUACGCUAGCUACAUUCGUACCCUCAGCAGAGACACCAGCGAUCUCUGCGACUUCCUCCCCAGCUUUGUUUUUCUUCCUACCGUCUCUGUACACGUUUAACGAGGGCGUGAGUACGAUCGAGGAGAUGAAGUUCUGUGGGAACUGAUUGCAGGUAGGAAGUAAAGUUGAGUGGGGAACUGAAAAAACGUCACACCACAUGCGCAACCGGAUAACAGGACAAUCAUUUGGAGUUUAGCAGCGGGGACCUGAGAAACAUUCCCGAUUGAAACAUCGUGUGUGAUGGAGGUCCACUGAAAAGGAACAACUGUCUGUCGUUUUGUCGUUCGCUAGUGUGAAUGCAGGGUUAGACUUCCUAUUUUGACUUGCACAGGUCAUUUAUUUUUUGUGUAUGAGAGAGAGAGAGAGAGAGGGAGAGGGAGAGCUUGCUGUAGCAUGAAUCACUCUUUAAUCCAAAGGGAAGAUGAUCUGUCAUGCUAAUGCUUAACACGCUACAGUUUAAGAUCAGAACUGAAUGGAGUUUCUAAAUUAAGGUUGAAGAUGGGUAUAAAGUUUAAAGGGGGGGGGGGGGGGGUCAGUGGUUUAUCACGAGCACUCCUGUCUCAACUGUGGUGUUUCUAAUUUUUUGCACUUAUUUAUUUCUCAAAACAAUGAUUUUAAUUGUUGUUGAUUGACUGGCUUUGUGUUUCCUGUUUUGUUUUUUUGUGCUUGGUGCGAGUGGGGGGAGGGGUUAGAGGGGUGGGUGGGUUCUAUGAAAGCAGAGCAUCAUCAUGUGACUUUGCUGAGGCCUCAUCAUCAUGUGACUUUUACACCACAGUUGGAAAGAUGUUUUAAUUCUGAUUCACGGUAUAAGGGGUGGAGCCUCAUUUUUUGAAUGCUGAUUGGCCGAAAUGAAAAUGUUGCAGAUGUGCUCUGAUGUAAAACUGAAUCUUGGAUUUGAAAUGGGUCACGGCAUCAAAACCUGCGUUUGAGCUUUGUGUCUGAUUCAUAUUUUAACAACAAAAUCCAAUGUGCAAUUUGAAGAAGCGGCAUAAUAAUCAUCCGAACAAAAAUGAAAUCCAAAGAUCAGUCGGUGAUUUUUGACUUUGUGUUCAGCAGCGUGUUUCUGUUCAGCCCAGAUGUAACACACCGCUGGCGUGCGGUGCUGAAACAAUCACAGCUCGGUUCUGGAGGAAUAACGAAUUGGAAUCAGGUUGUAGUUCCACUUUGUGGCCUGCAGGAGGCAGUGCAUGUCCUCACCUGGCUAAAACCUAGUCUGAUUUGUGUGUCAGUACGUUUGCGUGUGUGUUUUGCGUGGUGGACUGUGUGUGAACUCUGACUGAUGCGGACGCGUAAACUGUAACACCUUUCACAUUUGCUAGCAUUUUAAAUCUCCUACGUUUCACAUCACGACAAACAGAUAACACCUUUUUAAAAAGCGCAAAUCAAAAUGGCCGCUCACAGCAUCACGUAUUAGCUUUAGCUCAAUCAACACGCAGGAGGAAAAAUAUACAGCACUUAUCAUUGUUAGCUAGCUAGCGUGUUGCUAACCGUUGAUGCAUGGAAGCGCCUUUUUUUUCCUACUUUCUGACUUGAAUGCACAAAGGCGAAAGAUGACGUAAUUCCGAUUUCCAAGGUCCAGUACAGCGUUUGUUCCAGCUGUGUUUCAUCAUAAUAGUUGAUUUUAAUCCUUUAUAUUCUCGCAGGAAAGACAUCUCUCUCUCUCACACACACACACAGCGCGCUCUGUUUAAAUAAAUAAACAAAACGUAACCUCCUACAAUUCUGUAGUUUGGUAGAAUUGUGGAUUUAAACAUGAGUGAAUGUGAACGGUUGACGCUGCUGAAUACAAACGCUAAAAAUUGGUUUAUAAACGAUCGCACAACAUUUCUCUUCAUAAAAGAAACUCCCUCCUGUGUUGCGUGUUUAUUAUUAUUCUUCCUACACUGAAGCACAGAAAGCUUCGUUUUUGUGCUUGUUCUCAUUUCUGUAAAUUCUUGUUUUAUUCACACAACACCGCCCCAGUGUGGACACUCAGUGCCCCGCAGUAUAAACCCGCUGUGACGCUCAGAACCGCGGCUUCGUUUCAUUAUCACUUCAGUUCGUUUGUUUUUUCAUUUUCUUGAUAUCACUUUUCUUUAAAAUGUUUGACUUUUACAUCGUGCUGUGUGAAUGCUACUGUAAUAUGUAUUUUUCUUUUUAGCCCCCCCCCCAAAAAAAAAGUGAUAAAGGACAAAGCAGGAUUACCAACUGAUUUUUUUUUUUUUUUUGAGGGAAGGUGGCGGUCAGCAUAAACAUGUUCAUUUUGGGGUCCAAGAAAAAUAAAAACAAGUAAAAAAGCUACCCAGGAAACAGGACUGUGGUCACAGAAACCUCAUCUGAAGUGACUCUUCAGCUCUGAGAGUGUCGUCGUUCUCCUGAGCGCCGUCUCAAUGUUUCUCGGUUUUCUGUUCAGUACUCAGGAACAACAUGUUAGUUUCAGAAAAAGGGAAAAGUGUCUUGGGUUUGUGGCUUGGUUAGUAAACAGUGCUCUGUGUGUGUGUGUAGGGGAGGUGUGUGAGGUGUGCACGUCACACUGAAGUCCUCGUGUCUUACUCGCUGUAUAAUACCUGUAUUGUGCUUUUCAGAAAAAAAAUAAAUGGCAUCCAAGAAUAAACAAAAAAAAUUUUGGAAUGUU